AUGCCCACGAUACCAAAGGUAAUCCGGGAUUUUAGACCAUAUAACACUGGCUCCGCUUCACCUGAGAACCACUCCUACUCGGGUUCAUCUUUACAGCCUGAGGUCAUGAGGUCUGAAACCACAACCACAACCAGAUUCACAACAUCCUACCCAAUCACAACCAUGAACCACCAAAAUCACAACAUAACACUACCCUCGUUAGGCCGCGUCUGGUACCACAACCAUUCACAACCACAACUAGAACCACAACCACUAUCUUCCACGACCACAACCACAGUCACAAUCACAAGCACCACAACCACUAUGCUCCACAACCACCAUAUCUCUUCCCGCCACCAUACACAGCCAUCACAACCGCUAUGCACUGUCCUCUACAAACACUACAACCUUCAUCCACAACCACCAAUCCUCUACAAUUACAUAUGUAUUCAUGACCACUACAACCAAUGGCUACAUCGUCUUGUCACAACCAUUAGAACAACUAUCCACAACCAGCACAACCACAACAACCACCAUUACUGUUUACAAUAUUCCCACAACCAUAAUCACAACCACAAACACACCAUCGCCAACAUUAUCAUCAUCCUCCCACAACCACGAUAUUACACAACCACAACACCAUCCUACACAGUCACAACCACAAGCACUAUAACCACUAUCUCCAACUACCUGAAGCACCACCAGGAUCAUCCACAACUAGAACCACAACCACUGUCUUCCACGACCACAACCACAGUCACAACCACAAGCACCACAACCAUUACGCACCACAACUACAACCAGAAUCACAACCACAACCACCACAACCAUGACCUUCCACGAUCACAACCACAAUCACCACAACCACAGUUACAACCACUAUGUUCCACAACCACAACCACAGUUACAACCACUAUGUUCCACAACCACAACCACAGUUACAACCACUAUGUUCCACAACUACAACCACAGUCACAACCACAAUCACAACCACAACCACUGUGCUCCACAACUACAACCAGAAUCACAACCACAACCACAGUCACAACCACAGUCACAACCACAAUCACAACCACAACCCCCGACGCCUCCACUUCCAACAACGUGAGCGCCUUCGGACAAUGA
Messenger RNA from Penaeus chinensis, 1104 nucleotides. RefSeq names its product leucine-rich repeat-containing protein AAC1-like. NCBI's taxonomy places the organism in Eukaryota, Metazoa, Arthropoda, Malacostraca, Decapoda, Penaeidae. The coding region runs from base 1 to 1104 and encodes 367 amino acids. The record is from RefSeq and is a predicted model, not a curated record. The transcript has 3 exons.